This is a messenger RNA of Lycium ferocissimum, 2999 nucleotides long. Its product is annotated as factor of DNA methylation 1-like. Bases 840 to 2747 code for a protein of 635 amino acids. Gene Ontology annotation, biological process: gene silencing by siRNA-directed DNA methylation. The record is from RefSeq and is a predicted model, not a curated record. Lineage: Eukaryota; Viridiplantae; Streptophyta; Magnoliopsida; Solanales; Solanaceae. The transcript is spliced from 8 exons.
GGAAUUGUUAGUGGUUGCACAACUUUUAAAGUAUGUUUGAUUAAUUUCAGCCAUUAGAUGACUUAAUAAUAAUUAGGGGUAAUAUAAUAAAAUUGUUAUUCUAUUUAUGACUCCUUAAGGGUCAUUUUCCUCAUUUCUGAGGAACUUGUUUUCCUAAAGAAAAUGUUUUCCAAAACAUUUUGACCAACCAAACAUGAGAAAAUUGGAAAAUAUUUUCUGGAAAACGUGUUCCUCCAUACCAAACACACCCCCAAUUCAGCAUGAAGUUCAAUAUUUGCGAAUAUUGAAUAGUGAUUCAUGCCCAAACAAGCCCUAAUUCUCAUAGUUACCUGCACUAUUAUACAAGCCCCUUAGAUGAACUAACACUUAGUCCCAGCUAGUUAGUACUGCAAUAUAUGGAUUUUUCCUUAUUUUUUGUAAUUCUUAGUGGGUUGGGGUUUGGGAGUAGCAAUGGCUUAAAUGAUUUUAAGCUCCAUAGGUGCUGUGGCGACUGGGAUUUGAUACAACUAAGUUUGAGACUCUUCAGGAAAGAUUUUACAUUCAUACCAGUGGUAGUAGCAUUAUUCUCGUAGUUCCUUGCUCUUCGAUUUCUGGUACUACUUGUUGUUUCUUGGGCUUCAUUUAUCGCAUUAUGUGGCUGUUGUAACUGCUAUUUUUUUUUUCCUGAGUGCUAUGUAAUGCUCUCCUCUCCCUAUUAUUUGCUAUGUCCGCUUUAAUUCUGUAUUUUCCUUUUCUAAUUGCUUUGAUAUGCGUUACUUGAGCUGAGGGUCUUUCGGAAACAGCCUCUCUACCUCCACGAGGCAGGGGUACACUCGACCCCACCUGUGGGAUUACAUUGGAUGAGUAGCAGCUCGGAUGAGGAAUCAGAUUUCAGUGAUUCUGAGAUCAAUGAUUAUAUAGAGAAACCGUAUCAAGAACUGAGAGCUGGAAAAUACAAAGUGAAGGGUCCAAAUGGGUCUCUCAGAUGCCCCUUUUGUGCUGGGAAGAAGAAGCAGGAUUACAAGUACAAGGAACUGUUUGCACAUGCUUCUGGUGUAGGUAAAGGUGCUGCCAGUAGACGUGCAAAACAAAAAGCCAACCACUUGGCACUUGCAAAGUACUUGGAAUCUGACCUAGCAAAUGAAGCUGAACCAGUACCCCCACGUGCUGUCACACCAGCAGAGUGCACAGAAGCUGAACAAAAAGAAGUAUUUUGCUGGCCUUGGAUAGGGGUUGUUGUCAAUAUAUCAAAAGAAAAAGCAGAUGGAGAAUCUGUGGAGGACAAGGAGUAUUGGUUGAAAAAGUUCUCCUUGUAUAAGCCCUUGGAAAUUAUGUUUUUCCAUGAUAACCAAGCGCAGGUAUCUGAAGUUAUUGUGACAUUUGAUAGGGAUUGGACCGGUUUCAAUAAUGCAAUGCAAUUUGAGAAAUCCUUUGAAGCCAGACAUUGCAGUAAAAAAGAAUGGGUUGCCAAUAGAAGUUUGCCCGGUUCAAAUAUUUAUGGAUGGGUUGCGCGGGAGGAUGAUUAUAGAGCAGAAGGGGCAAUAGGAGAAUACCUGCGUGGAAAAGGGGAGUUAAAGACUAUAUUUGACCUGAUGAAGGAAGAAACACAGGAUAGAAAUAAGGUUGUAGUUAGUCUAGCUAAUGAGAUUGAUAUGGAAAAUGAAAAUCUGGAUGAGCUGCAGGUGCAGUUCAACUUAAAGACUUUGUCUCUUAGGCGGAUGCUUGAGGAGAAAGACAUACUACAUCGCUCUUUCUUUGAAGAAACAAGGAAGAUGCAACGCCUUGCGCGGGAGCACGUGCAGAAGGUCCUACAUGAGCAGGAGAUGUUAAGUGUAGAGUUGGAGAAGAAGAAGAAGCAGCUAGAUAUUUGGAGCCGAGAAUUGAACAAACGGGAAACUUUAACUGAAAGAGAAAAACUAAAGCUGGAUGAGGAGAAGAAAAAGAAUGACGAAAGAAACUCCGCACUUCAAAUGGCCUCUGAAGAACAAAGAAAAGCUGAUGAGAAUGUGUUGAGACUAGUUGAAGAACAUAAGAGAGAGAAGGAGGCAGCUUUGAGAACGAUUCUGGAGCUUGAAAGAAAGAAUGAUGCCAGGCAGAAGCUGGAAAUGGAAAUUGCAGAACUUAAAGGAAAACUAGAAGUUAUGGAGCAUCUAAGAGGUGAUGAUGAUGCAGCUGUGCAAAAUAAAAUCAAGGAGAUGAAUGAGGAGCUGGUUGGGAAAAUGGAAGAAAUGGAAGACUUGGAGUCCUUGAAUCAAACCCUUCUAGCAAAGGAGCGCCAGAGCAAUGAUGAGUUACAAAAUGCUCGGCGCGCAUUAAUUACGGGAAUGAAUGAGAUCUUGAGCAGUGGGCGCUCCCAUAUUGGGAUAAAAAGAAUGGGGGAAAUCGAUGAAAAGGCUUUUCGGAAUGCAUGCAAGCAAAGGUUCCCAAAUGAGGAAGCUGAGAUCAAGGCUUUAGAAUUGUGUUCUCUUUGGCAGGAAAAAAUAAAAAAUUCUGAUUGGCAUCCAUUUAAAACUUUCAUGGUUGAUGAGUCCAAUGCUGAGAAAGUGAUCGAUGAGGAUGAUGAGGCGCUAAAAACGCUCAAGGAGGAAUGGGGAGAUGAAAUUUACAAUGCAGUAACUGAAGCUCUAAAGGAGAUUGAGGAAUACAAUCCUAGUGGCAGAUAUGUGAUCGGUGAGCUGUGGAAUUUCAAGGAACAAAGGAAAGCCACGCUUAAGGAAGCAAUCAGCUUCAUUUUCAAGCAAUUGAAGACACAGAAGCGGAAGAGAUGAUAACAAGAUGCUAUGGGAGUUUACACGGUGAAAAUUGGACAUCUCUAUAUGAUAUUAGUCUGCAACUAGCACUUAAAACAUUCUUCAUGGCGGUUGUAAACUUUGUAUCUCUGAUUAAGUAGUGAAACAUCAUUUUCCGUGUGACUGGACCAAGGAUAUUCCAAACUGAUGACUGCUGUGUCUAAGAUUAGCAAAUGUGUGACACUAAAACUUAGAUCUGUUUGAGUUGAUAAUAUGUUUGCCUGGGAAAAA